UUUCGGUGGCUGUUCGUGUGUUUCCGUCUUUUCCCGGAUGUCUACAUGAAGAUGGAAUCUCCCAGUAAGAACUGGUUGCAACCGGUUGUUAGAUUUUUUUGUGUGAGGGAAAAGACGAGCAGCAGCGUAAAGGUUCCCACAUUUACUCUAGCUGAUAGCUUACCUUUUUUUAAUUGGAAAAAAAUAAUAAAUCAUUCUGCUGCAUUUUUCAAAGCUUUCUGAUUCAGUGGGAGAUUAAACGAGAGAAACCAACCAUCCUCUUUUAAGUUUGUGCACAUGAAGAUUAAUUUAUUUUCACCUCCAGCUUUGUAAGCGAGGAGGGGAGCGAGAGGAGAGAUAAAAAGCACGCGGGACACGACAGAAGAAAUCAUACAUAUAUAUAGUGUUUAUUGUAUCAUUAUUGGGACAACUGUUGCUAAGUGAGCACUUCUUAGUGAAGACCAAAGAAAGAGCCUUCCUACACUUGAGCUCUUUUUAUUUAUCUUCCUCAUCUUGGAUAAAUUUACAGUUCAGCUCAGGAGAAUCUCGAGGAGGGAUUUAUAAUCAUUUGGACCCCAUGCCAACAAUUAUGACCACCGACCACCCUGCACGUCAGCUUCUGGACUUCAAUCAGAAGCUAGAUAUUAAUCUACUGGACAAUGUUGUAAAUUGCUUGUAUCAUGGUGAGGGCCCACAGCAACGAAUGGCACAAGAGAUAUUAACCCAUUUAAAAGAACAUCCCGAUGCUUGGACCAGGGUGGAUACCAUUCUAGAGUUUUCUCAGAAUAUGAAUACAAAGUAUUAUGCCUUACAGAUACUGGAAAAUGUGAUCAAAACCCGUUGGAAAAUACUUCCAAGAAAUCAAUGUGAAGGAAUAAAAAAGUAUGUUGUUGGCUUAAUCAUUAAAACAUCUUCAGAGACUUUGGAGAAAGAUAAAGUUUAUCUUGGAAAACUGAAUAUGAUUCUUGUCCAGAUCCUUAAACAUGAAUGGCCCAAAAACUGGCCCACAUUCAUUAAUGAUAUAGUCGGAGCCAGCAAAACCAGUGAAUCUCUAUGUCAGAACAACAUGGUUAUUUUAAAACUGCUCAGUGAAGAAGUGUUUGAUUUCUCUAGUGGGCAGAUGACGCAGGUGAAAGCCAAGCAUUUAAAAGACAGUAUGUGCAAUGAAUUCUCGCAGAUAUUUCAACUCUGUCAGUUUGUGAUGGAGAACUCCCAGAAUGCCCCUUUAGUGCAUGCGACCCUGGAGACAUUGCUGCGGUUUCUGAACUGGAUUCCUUUAGGUUACAUCUUCGAAACAAAGCUCAUCUCUAGCUUGGUGUACAAGUUUCUGAAUGUGCCCAUGUUUCGAAAUGUCACAUUGAAAUGUUUGACAGAGAUUGCUGGCGUUGGUGUCAGUCAAUAUGAUGAACAGUUCAUCUCGUUGUUUACAUUAACACUUAUUCAGCUCAAACAGAUGCUACCUGUGAAUACUAACAUUCGCCUUGCAUAUGCAAAUGGGAAGGAUGAUGAACAGAAUUUCAUCCAGAAUCUGAGUCUUUUCUUAUGUACUUUCUUGAAGGAGCAUGGCACCUUAGUAGAAAGGACAAUGGAGCUCAGAGAGGCACUCUUGGAUGGCCUACACUAUAUGAUUCUUGUAUCAGAAGUGGAAGAGAUAGAAAUUUUUAAGAUCUGUUUGGAAUACUGGAAUCAUCUGGCAGGAGAGCUUUACCGUGAAAAUCCCUUUUCUAUUAGUGCAUCUCCUGCUCUGGGCAAUCCUCACAGUGACGUCCCACCUCGGAGACAGAUCUACCUACCAGUGCUGUCAAAGGUGAGGCUUAUCAUGAUUAGUCGAAUGGCAAAACCAGAAGAGGUGCUUGUUGUGGAGAAUGAGCAGGGAGAAGUUGUUCGGGAAUUCAUGAAGGACACUGACUCCAUCAAUCUAUACAAAACAAUGAGAGAGACACUUGUCUAUCUCACACAUUUAGACUAUGCUGACACAGAAUGCAUUAUGACUGAGAAGCUGCACAAUCAAGUGAAUGGUACAGAAUGGUCAUGGAAAAACCUGAAUACACUUUGUUGGGCUAUUGGUUCCAUCAGUGGUGCAAUGCAUGAAGAGGAUGAGAAACGAUUCCUUGUCACAGUCAUCAAGGAUUUGCUGGGCCUUUGUGAACAAAAACGUGGGAAGGAUAACAAGGCUAUUAUCGCCUCUAACAUUAUGUACGUGGUGGGACAGUAUCCCCGGUUCCUGCGAGCUCACUGGAAGUUCCUAAAGACAGUGGUGAACAAACUCUUUGAGUUUAUGCAUGAGACUCAUGAUGGUGUCCAGGACAUGGCUUGUGACACAUUUAUUAAGAUAGCCCAAAAGUGCAGACGCCACUUUGUUCAAGUGCAAGUAGGAGAGGUGAUGCCUUUCAUUGAUGAGAUCUUGACCAAUAUUAACACUAUCAUUUGUGAUCUGCAGCCUCAUCAGGUGCACACAUUCUAUGAAGCUGUUGGUUACAUGAUUGGAGCUCAAACUGAUCAAACUGUCCAGGAGCAUUUAAUUGAGAAAUACAUGCUGUUGCCUAACCAGGUGUGGGACAGCAUUAUUCAGCAAGCAACAAAGAACGUGGACAUUUUGAAGGAUGCAGAGACGGUGAAGCAGCUUGGCAGCAUCCUGAAGACCAACGUGAGAGCCUGCAAGGCAGUUGGACAUCCAUUUGUCAUUCAGCUAGGACGGAUAUAUCUGGACAUGCUCAACGUGUAUAAGUGUUUGAGUGAGAAUAUCUCUGCAGCUAUCCAGGCCAAUGGUGAAGUUGUUACCAAACAACCUUUAAUCAAAAGCAUGAGAACAGUAAAGAGGGAGACUUUAAAGCUGAUAUCAGGGUGGGUGAGCCGGUCCUCCGAUCCCCAGCUGGUUGCAGAAAACUUUGUCCCCCCGCUGCUUGACGCAGUUCUGAUCGACUACCAGAGGAAUGUCCCUGCAGCCCGGGAGCCUGAGGUUUUGAGUACAAUGGCCACCAUAGUGAAUAAGUUGGAGAACCACAUUACUGCAGAAGUACCCCAGAUCUUCGAUGCCUUGUUUGAGUGUACUCUGGACAUGAUCAACAAGGAUUUUGAAGAGUAUCCAGAGCACAGGACUAACUUCUUUCUGCUUCUUCAAGCAGUCAAUAGUCAUUGUUUCCCUGCAUUCCUGAACAUACCUCCAGCCCAGUUCAAAUUGGUCCUUGACUCCAUUAUCUGGGCUUUCAAACACACCAUGAGGAACGUGGCUGAUACAGGGUUGUCUAUACUUUAUACUCUCCUGCAGAAUGUCGCACAGGAAGAGACAGCUGCCCAGAGCUUUUAUCAAACGUAUUUCUGUGACAUUCUUCAGCACAUCUUCUCAGUGGUGACAGAUACUUCGCACACCGCUGGAUUAACUAUGCACGCCACCAUCUUGGCGUACAUGUUCAGCCUAGUGGAGGACGGCAAGAUCACAUUGUCUUUGAGCCCAGCGACCCCCAAUAUCAACAAUCAGAUCUUUGUGCAAGAGUUUGUGGCCAACUUGUUGAAAACUGCCUUUCCUCAUCUCCAAGAUGCGCAGAUCAAAGUUUUUGUGACUGGUCUGUUCAGCCUCAACCAAGACAUUCCAUCCUUCAAAGAACAUCUGAGAGAUUUCCUUGUACAGAUAAAGGAAUUUGGUGGUGAAGACACUUCAGACCUGUUCCUGGAGGAGAGGGAAACAGCUCUGCGUCAGGCCCAGGAGGAGAAGAGAAAGCUUCAAAUGACUGUUCCAGGGAUCUUAAACCCACACGAAAUAGCAGAGGAAAUGUGUGAUUGAAUGAACCCAAAGUGUUACCAGAAAGAAUGGAUGGGGAAAGGGAGGGUGGGGUUUGGGGGUGGGGUUGAGAAACGAAUGAGGCAAGGACAGCGAGUGAAUGUGUGUGAUUGGGAUAGCAAAUGGAACAAAUCCUUCAUCGGUUUGAUGUGAUGGGACUUCUUAAAAAUUGAAAUUCCAGCCUGUAUGUUUUGUUUCCUUGCAAUUACCUCAGGAGAGAGUUUUGUAUUGUUAGAGAACGCUUCACUGUUUCUCAUGUUUCCUCCCCGGGUUAAAGUUGUACUUCUGAAUCAAGAACCUGUUGACAACUAAACCUGCAGCCAGUGUUCCACUUUGGGUCGUAUGGUGUUGUACAGCUUGAGCUAACUCAAUGGUUUAAACCAUGAUGUAGAACUUCUCGAAAUAUUCUCUAGUUCAGUUUUAUAUUAAACCCAGCCUGGUGAGCUUCAUAAACUUGGUCUCUGCAGAAUGCUUUAAAAGUCACAAUGUUUUGUGCAGACUGAGGCAAAAUGCAAUAUUUGACUGUGCUCAGAUUGAAUCUGAUUGGUUGUUUGGGCGAUGCUUUCGUUGACCUGAAUGAAUGUGUCGUACUUGGGUGAAAGAGAGGCUGAGGCGUACAGUUUGUUCUUUUAUAACCUGCUCAUGUUAACUAAUUAUGCUAUAAAAUUCUCUGUGUGGUUCCUAGCUCGUAGUCUUAUCUUGGCAGGGUUCACUGCAGCUUAGUAUUCUGUGGAAGCUUUGAAAGGUGAUGGAUUGGGUUGGAUUGGGAUUGGAGCAUUAAUUUGUUGGUAUGAAAACGAGCAUUCUGUUUGGAUGACACGGAGAUUUGGAAAUUUUUUAAAUGAAUGUUAACACACCCAGUUUUUAAGUAACAUGUUGUUUGAUGCCAAAAGUGCAAAAAACAUUUGUGUGCCCGUGUAGAAUAUUGUCCACAUGGCUGUUGGGGAGGAAAUUGGUGUUUAUGAAAGGGUCAACUUGAGUUAGCCUUGUGGUCUUGCCUUCAUUACUUAACAAUCCUCUGGAAAGUGCAGUGUUGGCUCUUUUUCCUGCAUUUCCCCCAAGAAACUUUGCUCAGGUUUGCCCUAUGACAGAGUUUCACCCUUUUUUAAAGCAAAUUGACUGAUUUGUGUGAAAUCCCAUUGCCCACACAUACCGAAUUAAAGGCUUUUAUCCAAUAAAAUAUUUAAGUGACAAUCAUAACCAUGAGUAGAAGUUGGAUGUUAUGCCCCAAAGCAUGCUCCGCCAAGUAAUAGGUCACAAAUGUUCUACCCACCCCCACAACACACUCAAUCUCACCUGUGUGCAAUCCCUGCCCAAUCGUGAAUUUGAAUUCACUUUUUUGAUUUCAAAAAUCUAUCUAGUUAGAGAUUUAUGGAGUUAGUGGAUGCCAAUUACCACUUUUUUUCUGGAAGGAGAUAGAAGAUAUUAUUGUGUCUGAUGUAAACUUUUUUUUUGUGUUUGCUAGUUUCUAAGCAGCAGAGGUCUGGAUAGGGGGAGUUCACUACUGGGUCCAAAAGAGGGAACCCUGGCACUUCAGUGCAUGGGGAAAGAGGAGAUUUCCAUCACCUCCACCUCCAUAUACCAAACCUCAGAAGUUGAUGUUUACUUUCCUGGUCAUUCAACCAGUUUCAGCUGCAUUCUGACCAUGUAAUCUGACUGAAAACGUUCAAUAAUCCACAGUGUUUUGAUGCUGUCAAAUGUGCUUCAGUCCAUCACUUUGAAUUGCUGAGCAAAGAUGCUAAACACAGAGUAGGGCCAAGUUGCGGGAAUGCACAAUCGAGGAAGGGGCCAGGGAAGAUAUAUUCUGAGAAACCAAAUCUGCAUACACCCUUCUGCCACUCAACCAUCACUCCUCCAACACUGAAUCAUUAAGAGAAAAUAAACUGAUCCCAAUCAUUCCACUCUUGUUUAGUCUUAGUUUCCCUUCUCAUUCCUUCUGCUCCAACCCUCAAAAAAAAAAUAAGUAAGGGAAGCCUAGUUUGCACUUCCCUUUGUUAAAACCGCAAAAUCUCGAAAUGGUGUCUGGUCUACUUUUAAGUUAAACUUUACUCAAAUGGUAAGGUGAGAGCUGCUGGUUGAGGGGAGGGCAGUUCAUGCUCCCUGUGAUCCUAAUGUAGCCCACAUGAUUCAAACAGUUGGAAUUAAUUUCUCUUAGUGUGGAAUUAGUGUAAAUACAUUUAAUGGUGGAGGAUGUUACAUGAUUGAUUCUUCAUUCUGCUCCCUCCCUACUUUACAUAAAAUCACCGUUUCAGCAGCUGUCUCUGCUUGCUAUUAAAGAUAUUUCAACUGGGCUGUUGGCUGUUCAAAAGGUUGGGAGGUGUUCCCACACUCUGGGGUCACUGAGGUAUGGAAUAAAUGCAAUGCAUUUUGUGCAGUGGGCUGUAGAACUAGAUUUAUUUUAUAAAGCUGGUAUCCCUGUCUGCAUUCAUUAGAUCCAGAAAUGACUCUUUUAUUCAGGUGCAAAUGCUGUACUCACAAUACAAAGAAGUUUAUGCUAAAUGCAUACUUAACUUGUACGCAAAUUUUUGAUCACUCCAAAAAUUCCUUUAAAUUAGCCCUAAAAUUUCUGCAGCUGCAUUCUAUACCAGUGUGUAUGCUACUUUUGACUUUUACUAAUUUUUUUUUGUGACUGAACUUUUUAAUCUAAAUUAAUUGGAUUUGAGGUAUUUGUUCAGAAUGAGCCUGCCUGAGAGAAAGAUGGCUAAUUUCAUUUUAAAGUAUAACUCCAUUCCCUAUGUCCCAUGUCACAUUCAAGCUGUUCCAGUUGAGAGGAUUAAUUUUUGUUUCAUGGCUGUCACAGGAACAUAAGCUUUCUUGUUUUUUGCCUGCAGUGUAUCGUAUAUACAUGCAUACAGAGAGAUAGUGUUGUCCACCUAGUAUGCGUGCAUGUAAAUUUUGGUUCUCUUGUGUGUGUCUAGAUACAUUUAAUGCUUUAAGGAGGUGAUUAUGGACUGCUGUGUCUUUUCAUUACUUGUACAGAAAGUCUUGUUUAAGAAUCUGUGUAACUUUAUUGAUUUACACUAUACUAGAAAUGUUUUAUUUGAUUUGAAUUUGUAGCAGGAAAUUGGAAGCAACCUGCGUCCACCUGCAGAAGUCAAGUACCUCCCUAACUUUGUUGAAAAAAAAAUCUGUACAGCCUGUAAUUAAGAUGCCUAGAACAGAAAUGUUAUUUUUUUAAUAAGAUUUUUGUUAAAUUAGAUGGUAGUUAUUGGUAAGUGUGUCAUGCAGUGUAUCUUCUUUCAUUUUUUUGUAUUUUUAUUUUUAAACUGAAUUGUACUCUAACCUGCGAUUUGUUUAACAUAUAAUUCUGCUACUUUUUUUGUUUUAAACUAUUCAGUUUUCCUCCAUGAGGAGUCACCCGAAUACAGAAGGACCUCAAUGUUUUUUAAACUUUUUUUUAAAAUAAAGUGUGUGCCACUGUGGUUGUGACUUUGAGAAGGGUGUGUGUGAUUGCAUGUGUGUUUUUAUGUGCACCUCUUAUGUUUUGGUGCGUUUUUCAAUAAAAAAAGUGACUAGCAACACAAGUGAUUUCUCUGAUAGAUACUGCUGUUUGCAAUCAAGAUUUCAACUUGUACAGGUUUGCUUUAAUUUUCGCAACAUUUCUUGUUUUGCAGUAUUGGGUGUGUAUGGACUGGUUGUUUUAUAGUUAGAGACCCAUUCUCUUGACUUUUUUUGAUUUUACUUAUUUCAGUUGGAACUUUUGUGAGGGAGGGGAAAGGGUAGAAAGUAAUUUGCUUUAUUUUCUAUAAUAAGGGGUUAUAGACACCAAGAAGUAAGGGAAGCAGAGGAGAAUCUCAUCUCUUUCUAACUAGGAUGUGUUACUAAUUAGUCUGGAGUAGAGAUAUGCACUUUCUCGCCAUCUCCUACUGCUUUAAAGAGAGACCUUAUUCCACGUUUUCUUUUGAGUUUUUUUGUAGGAGCAUGGUAUGCAGAUUUGAGAUAUGGAGUGUGCAAAUUGUAUUUUAUAUAUUUUAAAUAGAAGAUGAUUUUAGAAAUUGCUACUCAAUGUUGAUAAGAGCCAUCAGUGGCAUGCUUUCAGUGAACUCUGGAGUUGAUGGGCUUCAUUCAUCGAUGUGUUAUUCAGUAGGCUUUAACGCAUGAUUGUAAUUGAAUAGAUAUAAUUUAAGAAGUGAAUAUAAAGCUGCACAGUUCCAAUUAUCAACAUAUUAGUGCAAAUGUGGUCUCAUCAAGGCCCUGUGCAGUUGCAGCAAUCUCUGUUCUUGUACUCGAAUCCUUUCACUAUGAAGGUCAACAGUUAAUUUGCCACAUUCACCACUGGCUGCAAGCUUGGAUGUUUAUUUUAACAAUUGGUGUACAAUGACACCCAGGUCUGACUGCACCUCCCCCUUUCCCAAUCCAUUGCCAUUCAUAAUUUCUGACGGUAAUUGCUUUAAAACAAGCUCCAGUGAACAGAGAGCCAGUAUAUCAUCAGAUUUGAAGCUAUGCUAGUGUUGGAUUAUGCGAGUUAAAAGGGGGAGGAGGUGGGCAGAUAAACUUAUACAUUGGAAUUUACUAGUAUGGUAAAUGGUGAUAUUUACAUAGGAGGAAAACCAUUUCACCCAGCCAGGAGACCAUAAAUUCUUUAAUUUUUUUUUUGUCACCUUCACUUCCCAAAUGCAGAAUUAGUUUGUACUCAAAAUGGUUCCAGAGUUCUCUGCCUCUACUGUUCCAUCUGAGAAUCCAUGUAUCAGUCACUUUAUCUCAAGAUUAUCAUUAGGAUUGUGGACAUUCAAUUUAUGGGUAACCAUUUGGCCCAUCUGGACUUGGUCAGCAGUGCCAAUUUAAUCCUUUUAAUUUCCUUCUCCAUGUGACCAGCUUUGCAGUACUUCUCCAUAAACUGGUGCUGCAAGAUGUACUCAUUGUGGUUACAAUGUCACUGAAAACAGAAUCUCCAGAAGCUUUUUCAUCUUGCAUUCAUCAGCAUAACUGCAAGAAUGCAAAAUCGUAAAUGAUCACAACAAUUUGUAUUACAGGAGGAAAAAGGUACUGAUUGGUUGUUUGGUAGUUUCACUCUGGUUGAGAUUGGUCAUGGAAUAUUUCCUACUGCUUUAUCAUUGGGGGAGAGGCAGAGUCCUUGCCAAUCAGGAUCUCUUUUCUUCCUGUGGUAUAAAUUGUGACAAUUUGAAGUUUGGCUGUCUUUAAUGAGUGCAAGACAAAAAAGAUUCAACUUCUGUUUAUGUUCUGGAGUACGGAAAGAUUAAUGUCUCCCUCAGUCUGAGAUGUUUUGCUGUCUUACACUGUACUGGCUAGAGUACAUUGCAUCAUUGAGGAGAAAGUGAGGUCUGCAGAUGCUGGAGAUCAGAGCUGGAAAUGUGUUGCUGGAAAAGCGCAGCAGGUCAGGCAGCAUCCAGGGAACAGGAGAAUCGACAUUUCGGGCAUAAGCCCUUCUUCUUACAUUGCAUCAUUAUCAAUUGGGAAGAUAAUAAGUGUUUGGCUCUUAUUUGUAUGGAUCAGAAUUUUUUUUAAGACAGAAACUGACCUUGACUUCUGAUACUUUAUUCAAAUCAAUAAAUGUGAGCAUUUUGUUAUUUCAGUUUUCAUAUCAAAAGGCUUGAACAGGAGAGGACUGUAUUUAAAAUGUUCAAAAUUUGAGCAUUUUUUGAUUAAAUAUAGUCUGUCUAGUUUCUAAUUGUAUUCUGUUCUGUUUUAAAGGUUAAGUGUUCAUAAUAGGAGUAUUGUUGAGAACAGGGAUAUUGUCAUUUUUAUCAUAUCCAGUAAUAUAAUGAGUUGAUGUGUGAAGAGACAGUGUGAUUAUUCAUUACUGCUUUACAUUUUCUUUUUGAAGUGAAUGCGCUUUUGCACAGUAGCUGCACAAAUCUUUGAGCCUUUUCCAGCUUGUGUGAAUUAGUGCAUGCAGACAUGUCAGCAGCCUGGCAAGUUGUGGUACACCCUCCCUUCAGUUUCUAAAUCAUUGGGGUAUGGGAAGAUGAGCAGGUAAUUUUUGCUGAGAUCUGCUUCUCUACCUGUGUAUGCAUUACACAAAUGCAUAAGAGGUGAGGCUUCCUGAUGCAUUUACGUGCCCACUUUUGAUGAAAAGACAAAGACAAAACUUCUUCUACCAAACAAAAAUCCAGUUGUUUAUUUCUGGAAAUUCUCUCCCCACUUCCUGCGCUCCCUUACAAAGCGACAAGAAUGAGAGCAUUGUUUUGAUUUUGAGUUGCCCCAGGUAGUCAUUUUAAUGUGGAACGAAGUAAUAGUAUGAAAUUGAGCUGGGGUUUGUUUGCAGCUGUCAGAGUAAUGGGUAUUUUGUUUUACAAGUGCAUGACAAUUAGACAAAGAGGCUGAUCUAUGAAUCCUACAUUUAUUAGUUGCAGAUCUACACAUUAUUUAUGUCCUUAAUUGUAAAGAACAAGAAACUCAUUCUGAUUCCAAAGCUUGUGGAUAAUUGGAAAGCUUAUGUUAGCACUCUACCGAGACCAGAAGAUCAGUUUUCCUCUCCAUUAUUCUGGAUAAAUACAACAUGGUCCUUUUGUGGGCGAAUUAAACCCUUCUGUGAUUGCUUUAAUUACACUAUUUUCAAUACUCUUUUUAUACCAUCCUUAUACUUUGAGGAAUGAGUUUUAUGUGAAGUAUUCUCCAUGCAUUUUAAAUUGUAAUAUUAUUGAAACUGAUCUUGAUGUUUUCCUGUUUUGAGGCUAGUCCAACCACGGCUGGAUAACUGUGCAAGAUUGGGUGGUAUGUGAAUGGCCAGUUUUCAGCUUUUCAAAAUCCACUGGGGAGAGCUUCUCUUUCCUAUAUGAAAGGAAGUGACUAUUUCAGGAAGCUUGAUAUUUACACAGAGAGCAUAUGCUUUUUGGACUGUUUGCUUUUAUUAAAAUGUUUAGUGGUAUGGUGGUUCUGGAUUCUGACUUGGAGUUACUGACACUGUGAGGAAGCUGGUCUCGCUUAAUGAAGAGCAACGACAAUUCAUCAUUUUGAAUUCUCUCCACUCCACAGCCAACAUGAGAUUUGUUCUGUGAUUUUUUUUUCUUUUUUCUCAGCAACUUAUCUUUCAAAAUUAAUCCUGUACUUCAGCUAUAACUCCUGCCCUUAUAAGAAAGCAUAAACUAAUAAUCUGUCUUCUGUACUUGUUAUUUAAUGUCAUUAACAUACAUAGUUAACAAUAAAUGUUCAAACUAAUCAUUUGAAGGUGGACAAAUUUCAGGGCCCAAAGAUAUGGAUGGGAGAGGGGGGAAACACCUAAAUAUAUGAACCUCUUCAAACAAUUCCCUUUUUUGUCAGAAUUGCAGUCAAAGCAUUAUUGCAUAUUCAAGCAUAGUGUGUUGUAGACUGACUACAGAGAGGGACCAAUUUCUAUAAUAGCUAUUAAUUUUUAAACAUAGCAACCAAAAAACGUUUUUAAAAGCGAUGGAAAUGUAUUGACAGCAAUCAUUUUUGACAAGUUAAUACAUUUUUUUCAGUUUUAAGAAAAUGUUCAGUCUUACCUUUUUCUCUCUCAACCAUCCCUACCCCAUCCUAAUCAAUUAGUGAUCCCUGUUUAUUGGCAAGUGUAUCUCUGGGUUUAAUGAAAAUACUGAUGCCUGGAUGUUUUUGAAAAAAAAAAUUCCUGUAGCUGAUUUUAACUGUCUGACGAUUGUAGUAAUUAGAAACUUAACUGUCAUUUUAAAGAUCCAUGAAUGUGUGAGAGAGACAGAGUGUUAUGUAUGCAUGAGAGAUGUUCUUUCAUACCUGGUAUUCUAUUUGGAAACAGUUAGAUCAGUGGAACUUACAAUGUAUAGUCCUCACUGAGCUUGCUUGGUUGACUGUAACUAAGAUCUUUUAAUGCUGAUUUGUGAAGAACUUCAUUUAAUUCUUUUUGAAGCACUGGCUAGCAUUCUUUAAUUGGAGUGCUUGAUUGUACCUUUUUAUGUAUAAAUAUUCUGUCCCAUAUCUGGGACUAAAAUAUUAAAAAAAAAACUGCCUUAA
Molecule: messenger RNA, 11662 nt
Organism: Chiloscyllium plagiosum (whitespotted bambooshark)
Lineage: Eukaryota; Metazoa; Chordata; Chondrichthyes; Orectolobiformes; Hemiscylliidae
Product: exportin-1-like
Biological process (GO): ribosomal small subunit export from nucleus; protein export from nucleus; ribosomal large subunit export from nucleus
Cellular component (GO): nucleus; cytoplasm
Molecular function (GO): small GTPase binding; nuclear export signal receptor activity
Source: RefSeq, a predicted model, not a curated record